AUGACGCUGUGCAAAUUCUUUCAGCAGGGCACCUGCCGGUUUGGAAACUCUUGCAGAUUCGAACAUCCUACCGGCGGGCAAGCGUCCUCAAACCGAUUCGGCGCUCUAGGCGGUGGCAGCAACGCCCAGUUCCAGCGCAGCUUCGAUAAAUACUCGAUCAAGCUCGAUGUGAUAGAAACCGACCUGACAACCGAGACCCCGACAUGGAUCCUUUCUGCGUACGCUCCGGGCCGCGACGCCCCCGACCAGCUUUUUGGCGGCGCCAUGCGCGAGCAAAGCUUUGAGGAGAUGCGCCUGCAUUACAUGAAAGGAAAGGCAGAAGGCAACGAACAGCGAGCGCUUGCCGAGGCCCAGGAGCUGUACCAGAAAGCACAGGCGCAGAUGCAGGCGGUUGUGUCAAACGUCAGCGAAGCCGCCAAGUAUGUCGUCGAGGGCGAGAACCGACAUCCGAACCGCUUCGAUAUCUGCCAGCAGGGCACGCAAGGCGCACCUUUUGGCGAGUUCCUCGUCGGCAAGCGGCCCAAGUCGAUAGCACCGGAGCAACCCGCGAACCCCUUUGCCUCCAAUACUAGCACCCUUGUUGCGUCUGCCAACCCAUUCGCUACGAAUAGCACCGCGACCAACGCGUCGUCUCCAUUUGGAGGCAGCGCCGCGCCCACGACGACGACGAGCGCGUUUGGACAGCCGUCCGCUCCGGGUCAAAAGCCGAAUCCAUUCGGGACGCCCGCCUUUGGACAAACGGCGCAACCAGCCCCAGGAUUUGGGGGACAGCCAGCCACGCAACCGUCUGCGUUUGGGCAACCCGCGGCGCAGCCCUCCGCGUUUGGCCAACCAGCACAGCAAAAGCCAAACCCGUUCGGCCAAGCGGCGCCAACCCAGCCCUCAGCCUUUGGGCAACCCUCGACGCUGGGGGCGAAGCCCAGUCCUUUUGGCGCUCCUGCCUUUGGUCAAACUGCGCAGGCCGGUGGCGCCCAGACAUCCGCGUUUGGCCAGCCCAGCCAACUCGGCCAAAAGCCAAAUCCUUUUGGCGGCAACGCCAAUGCUGGGCCGAGUCCCUUUGCAACAGCUGCAGCUAGCAACAACAACGCGCCGGCGAAUCCCUUUGCAGGAAACAGCAACGCCGGCCCGAGCCCAUUUGCCGCGACGUCAAACAACAAUCAACAGCCAGCUGCGAAUCCUUUCGGUGCUCCCUCGACAAACCAGCCUGUUCCAAACCCAUUCGGGAGCCAGCCGCCGACGCAAAACCAGAAUGCGAAUCCCUUUGGGCAGCCGUCCGCCACACCCGCCGCCAAUCCAUUGGGUAGCAACGCUCCAUCUUCGACGCCGGCUGGAAAUCCUUUCGCGACUGGCGGUCAGCAAGCUGGUAGUGGUGGCAACGCAGCGCCGAACCCGUUCGCGGCAGCACAAUCCAACACAAACGCAGCGCCGAACCUGUUCGCGGCAGCACAGUCAAACGCAAACGCGCCGAACCCCUUCGCCGCCGCCCCGGCCAACCAAGCCCAACCCGCGGCUGUGACGGCCGCGCAGGGUGGCAACCCGUACCCGCCUGGGAGCGCUAAGCAGCACCCCGCCGCUGAGAGCUACACUAGUAGGAAUAUGGACGGCACGCUGGCCGCGUUCAAAGGCAAGGCCGUCACUUACAACGACGGCAAGCCGGGUGUGCGCGCGUUCGACGGCACCUGGACUCGCAUCUGGUUUCCCGACGGGCCUCCCGCGUACUAUAAGGACACGGAGGCCGCCGCGUACGACCAGGCGUCCACGGCGCAGUGGAAGCAGUUUGAGCAGACGGGGAAGUUUGCGGACGGCGUGAUGCCCUCGGUGCCCCCGCCGCGAGAGUGUACUGUAUGGGACUUUUGA
Molecule: messenger RNA, 1857 nt
Organism: Cordyceps fumosorosea ARSEF 2679
Lineage: Eukaryota; Fungi; Ascomycota; Sordariomycetes; Hypocreales; Cordycipitaceae
Product: CCCH zinc finger domain protein
Exons: 4
Coding region: 1-1857 (618 amino acids)
Molecular function (GO): metal ion binding
Source: RefSeq, a predicted model, not a curated record